AUUGGCUGAGCCUCAGACAGGUGAAGAUGGCAGCUCAGGUGCUCAUGCUGCUGCUGCUGCUGCUGGGCGGCUCGGUGCUCCUCGCGCUCUACCCCCCCGGAUCCGGUCCGGACUCUGAUGCGCGAGGCAUGGCGGAGCUGCGGCGCGUGCAGAGCCUCGCGACUCAGCCCAGGUACGGAGGGUGCUGGGUGCGAGCUCUGGACAACCUGGACACGCGCUGCACGGACAUGACGUCAGAGAGCCAGAGCCGCAUCGCGCUGAGCUUCACCUUCUGUCACCUGAGCAGCUCGGGCAGGGAUUUCCCAUCAUGCCCCGAGGGGUCGGAGGUCAGCAGCUGUACAGGGGCGAUGGACGCCGUGGCCUUCAACGCCUACACUGAGUUCUUCACACACACACACUCCAUCUGUCAACACCUGCAGUCUGAAGCCUGGCAGAGCCGAGCGGAAAACACCAUGUUCAG
Molecule: messenger RNA, 460 nt
Organism: Notothenia coriiceps (black rockcod)
Lineage: Eukaryota; Metazoa; Chordata; Actinopteri; Perciformes; Nototheniidae
Product: protein GAMETE EXPRESSED 1
Exons: 2
Source: RefSeq, a predicted model, not a curated record